Molecule: messenger RNA, 2017 nt
Organism: Pygoscelis adeliae (Adelie penguin)
Lineage: Eukaryota; Metazoa; Chordata; Aves; Sphenisciformes; Spheniscidae
Gene: DSCC1
Product: DNA replication and sister chromatid cohesion 1
Exons: 9
Coding region: 1-1020 (339 amino acids)
Biological process (GO): maintenance of mitotic sister chromatid cohesion; mitotic sister chromatid cohesion
Cellular component (GO): chromosome, centromeric region; chromatin; Ctf18 RFC-like complex
Source: RefSeq, a predicted model, not a curated record
AUGGUUCAUGUGUUGUUACGCUUAGUAAUCCGUGGUGAAAAGGAUGAACAAGCAGUGUUGUGCAGCAAAGAUAAAACUUACGACAUGAAAAUAGCAGAUACCUCAAAUAUGCUGCUGUUUAUUCCUGGUUGCAAAACUCCAGAACAGCUGAAUGCAGAUCAAGGAUCUUGUAAUAUUAUUCAUUCACAGAUUGCUGGCUUCUCCAAUAACUAUUGGGAAUUAAGGAGAUGUCGACCUAAACUGAAGAAACUGAGGAAGCUUUUAAUGGAAGAUCCAUAUGAAGGGCCAGAUAGUCAGAAAGAUCAGACUUUGGCAUUUUCAAAGUAUACAACAGAAGAUUUGUUAAGUCUGAUUCAAGCAAGUGAAGAAGAAAUACUGCACCAAUUGCAGGUUAUAGAUGCCUGCAAAAUUGAAGGACAUUGGAGAAUUCUAGAAUUUGACUAUGAGAUGAAACUCUUGAAUCACGUGACUCAGCUAAUAGACUCAGAGUCCUGGUCUUUAAAUAAGGUUCCUUUACGUACCUGCCUUGAGGAACUUGGAUCAUUAGAGCCCACAGAGAUGAUAGAACAUAUUCUUUUAAGCUAUGGAAGGAAAUACAUUGAUGAUGGGGAGGUUUACUUUGAAAUGCAUGAAGAUAAAAUAUGCAGAGCUAUAGCACAAAUGCUUUUGCAAAAUGCAGUUAAAUUCAAUCUAUCAGAGUUUCAAGAAGUCUGGCAACAAAGUGUCCCUGAAGGGAUGACAACAAGGCUUGAUCAGCUUAAGGGCUUGGCUCUUGUGGAUAAAAGCUCAAGACCAGAGACCAUCUUUCUGCUAAAAGUAGAAGACUUACCCGAAGACAAUCAGGAGAGAUUCAACAGCUUGUUCAGCAUACGGGAAAAGUGGACAGAAGUGGAUAUUACCCCUUAUAUACAAGACUUAUGUGCAGAGAAGCAAACAGUUGGUGCUCUUCUGACAAAAUAUGCUCGCUCCUCAAUGCAGAAUGGUGUUAAAGUUUAUAAUUCUAGAAGACCCAUCUCAUAACAAGAAUUGUUUUAAGAACUGAGAAUACUGAAUGGAGUAAGAGUGAAUGUUGCUUGUUGCUGCCUUCUGAGGAAAGGAGUUGUCAACAGAUACUAUACAGUGUUCUUGAGUUCAAGCAGCUAAACUUCUUGAAUGAGUUCUGUUUUCUGCUCAGCUAAGUAGAAUGUGAGGGCCCUUGCCUCUUCUAAGAAACUAUAGUGUCAGCAGCCCUUGCCCUUCUUCCUCCACCCCUCUUCCUCUUCCUUUAUGUCUGUAGUUAUGCCAGGAGUCAAGCCCCUUCUUGAAUACACUUUAGCUGUCUAUCCAUAAACUGAAGUCUGACAUUAAAAAUUAAAACCUCCUUGAUAAGAAUUGAAUCAAUUGGAUUGAUUUCAACAGCAAAAUGGAGUGCUUAGUCUUUUGCCCAUUAGUGAGCAUUCUUAAAUUAAGAUUUUGUUGCAGUGUUGACAUUUUGAAUACUGCAGACCUUGACAAGCACAUGAACAAAUUAUUCCUGACUGAGACUACACUAGUCUUAAUUUUGGAAGGUGGUUCUUCUUGUGGUCGUGUCUGUGAAUAACAUUGGCACAAGCUCUUGACACUUUAACACUUGGCAGAAUUGCCUUUUAAAUAUUACAAAAAAACCAAAUUGCAAUCAAGUGUGAAGAUAUGAGAGGACAGUUGGACGUUGUGUUAUGAAUUUCCUAUAAACUGCCAUUAGAACGUAGCUGAUGUAAAAUUAAUGUUUUACAGGAGACUACCUUGGCUUUUCAAAGAGAGCUUGUAAAACUUGGUAAUAUGAUUAUUUUUUUUUUAAAACUUUGUUAGGCAAAAAACUGCGCACAGAAAUUGUCUCUUGAAACUUAGGGUGGAAUAUUAUUCUGUGUUAAGCAAUGAAACAGGAUUUUUUUUUAUGAUAUUGUCAUGAAGUGGAGUGCCUGAAAUUGAAAUUUUAUAAUCAUUAAAAAGGAUUGUUUGCAUGUCAGUGAACCAGAGCUCAAUAUUAGGCAUUUUUCAG